This is a messenger RNA of Pseudo-nitzschia multistriata, 2694 nucleotides long. The record is from the annotation of a GenBank genome assembly. NCBI's taxonomy places the organism in Eukaryota, Bacillariophyta, Bacillariophyceae, Bacillariales, Bacillariaceae.
CGUGCGUACGGUAGAGUAAUAUACAGCACGAGACACGAAACUCGGAACACUAGUACCUUGGACGACAAUAACGUCAUCUUUUCUCAUAUUCUAUCAAACUUGUUUCGUAAAAGUAUUUUACGAUGGCGUUCUCAAGUUUCUUCAAGGCCGCCGCCUUCUUGGCAGUGAUUGUUCCCAAUGAAGCCUUCGCACCAGCCUCUCUUGGUGUUAAGACUGUACGUGUCGUGAUCAGAUGGGUUUGAUGCUUCCAGCGAUGCUGACGGAAUUCUUUCGAAGCAAAUGGUAUCCUUUGUCAAGGAUUUACAUUUCGCUGUUGCGUUACCCUUGACAUUUUUAGAUGCAUCUGACGUUGUCCUUUUAUUUACUUUUUAUAGUCUAGCUUGUCCAUGUCCAGCCAAGCCCAGGAUGUCGACAAGAAGGAGGCUUCUUCUGCCGCCCAGCGUGAAGUCGAUCUCGACCUUUACCGUAACAUUGGUAUCAUGGCUCACAUUGACGCUGGAAAGACCACCACUACCGAGCGUAUCCUUUACUACACCGGAAAAUCUUACAAGAUCGGCGAGGUUCACGAAGGUGGCGCCACAAUGGAUUGGAUGGAACAAGAACAAGAAAGAGGAAUCACCAUCACAUCGGCUGCGACCACAUGCCAAUGGAAGGACUACCGUAUUAACAUCAUUGAUAGUAAGUCGAAAUCACCUCUGCCUGUAAAAACAUUUUGUUUCAAAGUUUCUCUACUAACACUGUUUCUGUUGUCGUUAAUUUGAAAACAGCACCUGGUCACGUUGAUUUCACUCUCGAGGUCGAACGUUCUCUUCGAGUUCUUGAUGGUGCCGUCGCUGUCUUCGACGGUGUUGCAGGAGUCGAACCCCAGACCGAAACCGUCUGGCGACAAGCCGACAAAUACAAGGUCCCUCGUAUGUGCUUCUUGAACAAGAUGGACCGAACUGGAGCCAACUUCUACUUCUGUGUCGACACCAUUGUCGAUUUGCUCGGAGCGACACCUGCUGUUCUCCAGCUUCCUAUUGGUUCCGAAGGAGAUUUCUUGGGAGUUAUCGACCUUGUCACUAAGGAGGCCAUUGUCUGGCGGGGAGAAGAUCUUGGAGCCAGUUUCGAUGUCAUUCCUCUUGCCGAAUGCGAUGAUAUUCCUUUGGUUGACGAUGAACUCAAGGCCAAGGCCGAAGAAUACCAUGAAAAACUUGUCGAACUUGCCGUUGAACAAGACGAAGAUGUUCUCAUGGAAUACCUUGAAGGAGAGAUGCCGUCUGUCGACACACUGAAGAGACUUCUCCGUAAGGGAACCUUGAACCUUGACCUGGUUCCUGUCUUGACAGGAACAGCGUUCAAGAACAAGGGAGUCCAGCCCUUGUUGGAUGCUGUGGUCGAUUACAUGCCUUCCCCUCUUGAUGUGCUUGCCAUUGCCGGUGUCACCGAAGACGGCGAAGAAACCGAACGUAAAUCCUCUGAUGCUGAGCCUAUGUCUGCCCUCGCCUUCAAGGUUGCAAAUGAUCCUUUCGUUGGUACUUUGACUUUCACCCGUGUUUACUCUGGUGUAAUGGAAGCCGGAACCAGCGUGUACAACUCUGUCAAGGGAAAGAACGAGAGAAUUGGACGUAUGUUGCAGAUGCACGCCAAUGACCGUACUGAGAUCAAGUCUGCUGUCGCCGGAGAUAUCAUUGCUUUGGUUGGACUUAAGGACACAACAACUGGAGAGACUCUUUGUGACAAGGACAAUGCCGUCAUUCUUGAAAAGAUGGAGUUCCCUGAGCCUGUCAUCAAGGUUGCUGUCGAACCCAAGACCAAGGGAGAUCAGCAGAAAAUGUCCGAGGCUCUCAUCCGUCUCGCAGCCGAAGAUCCAUCGUUCCGAUUCGCUCGUGAUGAAGAGACCGGCCAAACUAUUAUCGAAGGAAUGGGAGAACUCCACCUUGAGAUUAUUGUUGACCGUAUGAAGCGUGAGUUCAACGUCGAAUGUACCGUCGGGGCUCCUCAAGUGUCGUACCGUGAGGCAAUCACAACCACCGCAGAAGUUGACUACACCCACAAGAAGCAAUCUGGAGGUUCUGGUCAAUACGCGCGAAUCAAGCUUGUCUUCGAGCCUAAGGAGUUCAGCGAGGAAGAAGGUGCCAUGGACUUCGAGUUUGUUUCUGAUAUUAAGGGAGGAGCUGUUCCAAAGGAAUACGUCCCUGGUGUCCAAAAGGGAAUUGAAUCUGUUCUCGGAACCGGUGUCGUUGCCGGUUUCCCUGUAUUGGGAAUGAAGGCUACGCUUAUUGAUGGUGCUUACCACGAUGUCGAUUCUUCCGUCAUGGCGUUCGAAAUUGCCGGACGUGCCGCCACCCGUGAAGGUUUGAGAAAGGCCAAGGCUCGUUUGAUGGAACCUCUGAUGCAAGUCGAUGUGUCCACACCAGAGGAGUACAUGGGAGAUGUACUUGGAGACAUCAACUCUCGCCGUGGUAUGGUCGGUGAACUCGGAGAACGUGGUAAUGUUAAGACCAUCAGUGCCCAGGUUCCUCUUGCCAACAUGUUCCAAUAUGUUUCUACUCUUCGAUCGAUGAGUAAGGGACGUGCCAAUUACUCCAUGAAACUUGCCAACUAUGACUUCGUCCCUCCUAAUAUCGAGGAGGAUCUGAAGAAGGGAUUCACUGGCGUUGAGGAGGAAUAAACAAAUAAUAUUGUAGUUUAAAAUAAAAUCUUCUUGCACUU